AUGUCUUUCUUCAAUAACAUUAAAAAAGUGCUCCACUUUGGAGGCAAUGAUGCAAAAAAGAAAAAAGUCUACAACAAUGUACGUAUGGAGUGUGACCCAGAAGAAUUCUGGGAUAUGAUAGGAGAACUAGGUGAUGGAGCAUACGGAAAAGUGUAUAAGGCCCAACACAGGCACACAGGACAACUGGCUGCUGCCAAAAUGUGCAGACUUGAUGGUGAAGAUGACCUUGCAGAUUUCAUGAUUGAGAUUGAUAUAUUAUCAGAAAUCAAACACCAAAACAUAGUGGAACUGCAUGAAGCCUUCCAAAAGGAACAGCAAUUGUGGCUGUUGAUUGAAUAUUGUGAUGGAGGUGCCCUAGACAGUAUAAUGACAGAGCUAGAAAAACCUCUUAAUGAACAUCAGAUUGCCUAUGUGUGCCAAAACAUGUGCAAAGGACUGCAGUUUUUGCACAAGUCACAUAUAAUUCAUAGAGAUUUGAAAGCUGGAAAUGUACUACUAACUAUGGCUGGUGGAGUUAAGCUUGCUGACUUUGGAGUGUCUGCCAAAAACAAGAACACCCUGCAAAAGCAUGACACUUUCAUUGGCACCCCCUAUUGGAUGGCCCCAGAAGUGGUGCUGUGUGAGACAUUUCGUGACAACCCAUAUGACUACAAAGUGGACAUCUGGUCUAUGGGCAUCACCCUUAUUGAGUUUGCCCAAAUGGAACCACCCAACCAUGAGAUGUCACCCAUGAGGGUGCUGCUCAAGAUACAGAAAUCUGAGCCACCCAAACUUGAGCAACCCUCCAAGUGGUCCAAAGAGUUCAACGAUUUCUUGCUCAAAGCCUUAAUUAAAGAUCCUCAGAAAAGACCAAACUGUGAAGAAUUGUUGAAACAUCCUUUUAUAAACUGUACAUUGGAUUCAAAACCUCUCAAAGAUUUGCUUCUUGAAUACAAAGCUGAGGUUGUUGAGGAAGAACUUACUGAUGACGAUCCAGAGGACAACCGCACUUCCCAAGUGCCUCUUGACAUCGAGGAUGAUUCUGCUUCUGUAAGAAGCAACGAAUUAGAUAGUAAAGCUGCACCCAAAACUUCAACACCACUACCGAUAGAACCGGCAUCAUCCGAGAAAGAAGACAAAAUAAAAGAACCAUCUGCAAGUGAUGUGAAACCAGAGGCGUCUAGUCCCACUGUCGUAUCUCAACCCGGUAAAAAACCACUCGAGAAGAAAGAAGAGGUGCAACGAAAGACGUCCCGCGACAAAGGCAAAGCCCCGCCCCCACCACCCCUUCAGACACAGCAAUCCACCAGCUCGACCAAUUCCGCGACGUCGGAAAAGGAAAAGGGCCCUGCUCCGCCUCCGCCCGCUCUGCCCAUCCCCGCCUUACCCACCCCGCCCUCUUCCCCUAUGACGCCCCCGGACACGCCUCCCGACCUACGAGACCACGCCCCCGGCGAGCGGGACAUCUCCCUGGCCAAUCAACAGGUUCCGGAGAAAGACGAGACGGACGACAUGACUCGCAACAUAUCGGAGAUCAAGCAGGCGCUGGAGAAUCACAUUGAAAAGAGGGGAUUCGCUCAGGAGCGGUCCGGAGAUUUGGUGACGGUCACCAGUUCCAGCGCCACCACUCCGGAUGACAGCUUGUGUUUGGCGGUGGGGUCUACGCCCCAAUCGGAGAGAGAUAAGAAUACGUCUACUAUCACGAUUAAUUCCAAUUUGCCGGAUACGUCCAACAGUUUGGCGUCCAAUAUCAAUCAAGUAACGGUGGUAACGACCCACCCCCCCGUCAUCAUCGACAACUCCCUACCCCCAUCCUCCAGACUGUCCCCCACCUCCACCAUCCCCGACGAAGUCGUCAUCGUCUCCAACGAGACCAACAAGACGACGCGCGUCAAUUCCUCCUCCUCCUCCGCCGCCUCCUCCUCCUCCUCGCUGGAAGAGGCCGAGGACGACUUUUGUCCUUCUCUCGACUCGCUCGAAUACCCGCCGCCUUCGCAGUUCAGGGACAAAACGCCCUCGCGGUUCAGGGACAAACCGCCCUCGCAGUUCAGGGACAAAACGCCCUCGCAGUUCGGGGACAAAAUGCCGCUUGCUAAGCGGCUGGACGAGAGCGAGGUGAUGAUCACGGAUGCCAGUUAUGUGAUCGACGAUUCGGGGUUGGACGUGGGGGAGGACACCUCGAGGUUGCUGGAUACCAGCCAUGUGUCAGUCGUCAAAAUCGACGAGGAGAAGGUGCAGGUCCACGAUUCCACAUCCUACCUGAGCGAAAAAUCAGGCGACUCGCGCGGCUCCACCAGCGACCUGUCCAACACCUCCUCGGGCGGCAAAUCGGGCAGCACGAAGAGCGGCGAGUACGGGGGCGGCACGCACAUCCUGCUCGAGGGCGGCUCGACCGGAGGGGGCGGCAGCCUCGCCUACCAUCUGACGAACGGCGGGGCGGCGCCGGCACGGUCGCACAGCCGCGAGGACGACUACAGGAAUCGACUCAACAACGGGAAGGUGUAUUCGGAGAGCUUCGAGUCGGCCAUGUCUGACAGGUCUCAUAGCGAUUGUGGUUCAGUGAGGAGCACAGAUUCACACAGGAGACCCAUUUCUGGCGCCAGUAAGAGUUUGGAACAGUCUGAUGUCGAAAGUAUAUCCUUAGCUAGUCAAGGCAGUCGCGGCAGCAACGAGAAGGAGGAUAAAAGACACGUAACAGAUUCGGGCGACCACGAAGUGGAGGUGGUGCUGCGCAAACCGCCGAAGACCAAGGCGGAAACGGCGGCCAUGCAGAUCCGGAAGACGCGCAAGCGCACUCGAAAAUUCGUCAUCGACGGCGUGCUCAUCACCACCACCACCAGCAAGGUGAUUUACGGGGACGAGGACAACUACAACCUGAGCGAUCCGCACUCGGACAGGAAGCAGGAGCUCAGGGAGCUCAAGUAUCUGCAGAAGCAGGAACAGAAACAGUUCCAGGAUUUGGCGGCCAAAGAGCAGCUGGCCAUCGAGCAGCAAGACCGAAAAUUCGAGCAGGAGCGCGCCACCUUGGAGCGCACGUUCGAGAACGACCUGGAGAUGUUGAGCCGGCAACAGCGCGCGCAGAUCGAGCGCGCCGAGGCGCACCAGGACGCCGAUCUGCGCGCCACCUCGAAGAAGAUCCGGGGAGAGCAGGAGCGCGACCUCAAGCAGUUCCGCGAGGGGCUCAAAGCGGAAUUGAGGUUGCUCAAGUACGAGGUGGACAUGUUGCCGAAGGAGAGGCGCAAGGCGGAGUUCAAGGUGCGCAAAGACAAAAUGGAUACGGAGCACCUCGACCGCGAAAAGGCUUUCUUGGAGAAGCUGAACGAGAACCACGAAAGCAGCCUGCGCAGACUGAGCGACGCGCACCGAGAAAAGAUCGCGCUGAUGGAGCGCCAAUUCCUCCAACAGAAGCAGCAGCUGACGAGGACGAGGGAGGCUGCGCUGUGGGAGAUCGAGGAGCGGCACAUACACGAGAAGCACCAGCUGAUCAAGCGGCAAAUCAAGGAGAUUUUCAUUUUGCAGAGACACCAAAUGUUGACGCGGCACGAAAAGGAGAAGGAGCAGAUCAAGAGGCGGGCCUCUCGAAAAGAAGAGGAGCUACUCAAGAAGCAGCAGAUCGAGCGGCGGUCGUUGCCGAAGCGCAUCCGGGCCGAGAUGAAGGCGCGUGAGGCCAUGUUCAGGGAAUCGAUGCGGAUUUCCGUGUCCGUGGGCGCAGGCGAUCCCGAUCUCGAGAAGAACAGAUUCAAAGAGUUCCAAGAUAAGGAGAAGAAACGCUACCAGGCGGAACAGCAGCGCUUCGAACUGAAGCACCAGCGGCAGCUGGAGGAGCUGCGAGCGAUGAGCGAUGCCACCAUCAAGGAGCUGGAGCAGCUGCAGAACGAGAAGCGCAAAAUGCUGUUGGAACAUGAAACGCUCAAGCUGAAGCAGCGCGAAGAGGCCUUCAGCAUAGAGUUCAAGGAGUGGAAGGCUAAGCUGAAGCCCAGGAAGCAGAAACUGGAAGAGGAGCUGUACAGGGCGAUGCGUGCCGCCACAUACGCGGACUAUUUGCCCACGGUGUUGUUCCCGGAUCAGGGCUCGUCGUCCACCGAUACGGCUCAGGGCGGUUCGUCCGCCGACGUGGCUCAGGGCGCCUCGUCCGUCCCUUCGAGCCCUUCGGGUCAGGGGGAGGGCGGCUCCCCCCGGCCCAGUUGGGGCCACCAGCGGACGUGGAGCACGGGGGUGAUGCCUCCCGGCCGCAGUUUCGCUUUUACGACCUCCUCGUCAGGUCCCAAACACGAUUCCCUCGCUUAGUGUUUGUUCCUCCUUUCCUCCUUGUUUUUUUUUUCUUUUUUGUUCAGGUCCUGUCCGUUUGUGUGGAGGUGUUUGCUGCUAAUGUCGAUUUGAAAUUGAACGGGAAGUUCGAUAUCGAUCUUGUUUUUCAGUAGUGAUCUGCAUCGUACUCUUCAACUUUGGUGGUUUCUUGGGGUGAAUGGUGCACUUCAAAUCAUUAUAAAUUAUGUCACAAAUGAUAUGAUUCAAGAACAGAGCUCGAAACUUGUGAGUGCUCUCAUUUUCUCCGACUUGUAAAUAUAGAUGUAUUAAGUAUCAAAGCAUUCCUGUCAUAAAGAGCAGUUUAUUAGUUUUCUAGCUGAAUAAUGAAUCAUCAUGAUAAUAUGCAUUAUAUUUUGAUUUUUAAUUUCGAAAUAUGGAAUAAUUAAAGUUUUAUCAGUUCCAAAUGUUACUAAUAUUAAUUCCAUUUUAUUGUUGAUCUAGUGAAAACGAAGAGAGAUUGAAGUGCCCAGUACAGGAUCACACUACUGACAGUAAUUAAGUUCUUUCAGAUGCUCGACAAACACCCCUGUUUUUGUUCUUCCCAGUGUUUUGUAAUAACUAUCCUUGUUGUUUUUUUUUUGUAGUUUUUGUUAUUAUUUAUUUAUGUUUGCCGCAUCUGUUCUUACACCUUAUCGUGUUAUCGUAAGGUUCAUCAACAAACCCAUAAUCACAG
Molecule: messenger RNA, 4960 nt
Organism: Phaedon cochleariae (mustard beetle)
Lineage: Eukaryota; Metazoa; Arthropoda; Insecta; Coleoptera; Chrysomelidae
Source: the annotation of a GenBank genome assembly